AUGUUCUGUAUGUGUGGCUUGUUGUCACUUCCAGUGCAAGGAAUUCUCGCUGUCAUAGUACUGUUGACGACGUUGGUGUUCUGGAUGUUGUACUUUAAGGACUCUCCUUACGCGCACAAGCAUAGGUCUGAUAAUGAAAAACACUUCAUUGACGAAAAUGCCAGAAAAGUGCCGUUUCCCAGUCUGGAGGAUGAAGGCACUUUGGAUUUGUCGAUCAUAGUGCCUGCGUACAACGAACAAGACAGGAUAAGGCCUAUGCUUGAAUCAUGCUUACAUUUCUUGACUGAUGUCAGCCGAAAAUGGUCGUUUGAAGUGAUAGUUGUUAGUGAUGGGAGUACCGACGGGACAUGUGAUAUUGUCAUGGAAUAUGUCCAACAGUAUGGUUCUGAUCGUAUACGUCUUUUAAAAUUAUACAAAAAUCGUGGAAAGGGAGGUGCUGUUUGCUUGGGAAUGAAAAGUGCGCGUGGACGUACCUUAUUAUUUGCUGAUGCUGAUGGUGCUACAAGAUUUCAAGAUUUAGAAAAAUUGGAAACAGUACUACACUUCUUGGCAGCAAAUGAUGUUACUGAAGGUGCUAAAACGGUUUAUGCGGUUGUGUGUGGCUCACGUGCCCACUUAGAAACGGAAUCUAAGGCUCAAAGAAGUGUAUUCCGAACUUUCUUGAUGAUGUGCUUUCAUAUGCAUGUCUGGAUAUUUGGAGUACGUACAAUCAAAGAUACACAAUGUGGCUUUAAACUAUUCACUCGGCCAGCUGCAAGAAUCUUGUUUAAUAAUUUACAUGUUGAUGGAUGGGCUUUUGAUGUAGAAAUGUUAUACAUAGCUGAGAAGUUGAAAUUGCAAUUAGCUGAAGUACCAGUUCAUUGGACAGAGAUCGAAGGCUCAAAAAUAGUCCCUGUGUGGAGUUGGUUGGAAAUGGGUUUUGAUGUAUUAGCAAUAUGGCUUCGAUACCGUACAGGAUCAUGGAAGAUACGCAAAUAA
Messenger RNA from Macrosiphum euphorbiae (potato aphid), 978 nucleotides. The record is from the annotation of a GenBank genome assembly. NCBI's taxonomy places the organism in Eukaryota, Metazoa, Arthropoda, Insecta, Hemiptera, Aphididae.